This is a messenger RNA of Mucor mucedo, 588 nucleotides long. Its product is annotated as Rad51-domain-containing protein. Gene Ontology annotation, biological process: DNA strand invasion; DNA recombinase assembly; DNA repair. The annotation marks the transcript as partial. The record is from RefSeq and is a predicted model, not a curated record. NCBI's taxonomy places the organism in Eukaryota, Fungi, Mucoromycota, Mucoromycetes, Mucorales, Mucoraceae. Gene Ontology annotation, molecular function: ATP binding; ATP-dependent DNA damage sensor activity; DNA strand exchange activity. The transcript is spliced from 3 exons.
AUGAAGAAUGAUUUGAAAUCAGUUGCAACAAAAUACAAUGUGUAUGACAAAUUAGAAAAACUGGAGAUCGAUUCUUCAAGAGACAUUAUUUCGAAAAGACCGCUUGAUUUGCAAAAAAUACUACGCAUAAAUAGUCAAGCCUCACAUGCCCUUUUAAAGGCUGCAGCGAAAGAAGUGUACAACUACAAAACACGUCAGGUUCUAAAGAAAAAUAUUUUGCAGCCGAAUGUGCUGACGACAGGAGAUGCAACGAUCGACAAACUAUUGAACAAAGGUAUACCAUUACGAAGCAUAACUGAAGUGGUCGGAGAAAGUUCUUCUGGAAAGACACAAUUCGUACUUCAGCUAUGUUUAUCAGUACAAUUACCAAAGACAAAAGGUGGAUUGGAAGGGUCAGCUAUAUAUAUUCAUAAUGAAGGUCCUUUCCCAACAGACAGACUGGCACAACUUGCUCGGCACAAUCACCCUAAUAAUGUAGAAGAAAUAAUGAAUAGUAUUCGUACGAUGCGUGUGAAGGACGUCGAUGAUCAAUAUAAUAUGCUGGCAUAUCAUUUGCCUGCAUUUGUGGAGUCACAGGCAAAUACGAGU